AUGAUUAGGACAAAUGACACCAAAAUGAUUGGAUUCUUCCUCAUGGGGUAUUCUGACAAUCGCGAGCUGCAGAUCUUACAUGCUUUGCUGUUCUUGGUGAUGUACCUUUUGGCUUUGGUAGGUAACUUUGCCAUUCUCACCAUCACAACACUGGACCAGCAUCUACAAUCUCCAAUGUAUUACUUCUUAAAACACCUUUCCCUUCUAGAUGUCUCCUUUCUUUCUGUCACAGUCCCCCAAUCCAUUGAUAAUUCCCUAAUGGACAAUGCCUACAUUUCAUACAGCCAGUGCAUCCUGCAGGUUUUCUUCUUCACAUCUUUAGCCUGGGCUGAAGUGGCUAUUCUCACAGUAAUGUCUUAUGACCGAUAUGUAGCCAUUUGCCUCCCACUCCACUAUGAGUUCAUCAUGGAUUCCAGAAACUGUAAGUUGGCUGUGAUAGCUGUGUGGCUAAGUGGAAGCAUCUCUGGAAUCCUGUACACAGCAGCCACACUUUCUAUCACAUUCUGUAAGGCCAAAAUAAUCCACCAGUUCUUUUGUGAUGUCCCCCAAUUGGUCAAGCUCUCCUGCUCCAAUGAUUACUUGGGAGUGAUAGGAGUGGCUGCUUUCAUGUCUGUGGUGGCCUUUGCCUGCUUCAUCUCCAUUGCCCUCUCCUACAUCCACAUAUUCUCCACAGUGCUAAGAAUACCCUCUGCUGAAGGUCGGUCUAAGGUCUUCUCCACCUGCCUGCCCCACCUCGUUGUGGUCUCAUUUUUUCUCUCCACAGGAGCAUGUGCAUAUCUGAAACCAACUUCAGACUCUCCAUCUGCUUUUGACCUUAUGCUAUCUGUAUUUUACACAGUGAUACCCCCAACUCUCAACCCUAUUAUUUACAGUUUGAGGAAUGAGACCAUGAAGGGAGCUUUAGUGAAGUUACUGUUGGGUGGAGAAUUCACUGGGAAAAAGGCAUGUUUGUUGUGUUAG
Castor canadensis (American beaver) is the source of this 960-nucleotide messenger RNA. Its product is annotated as olfactory receptor 14J1-like. Lineage: Eukaryota; Metazoa; Chordata; Mammalia; Rodentia; Castoridae. Gene Ontology annotation, biological process: G protein-coupled receptor signaling pathway. Gene Ontology annotation, molecular function: G protein-coupled receptor activity; olfactory receptor activity. Gene Ontology annotation, cellular component: membrane. The record is from RefSeq and is a predicted model, not a curated record.